Messenger RNA from Panicum virgatum (switchgrass), 1175 nucleotides. RefSeq names its product membrane steroid-binding protein 1-like. Bases 196 to 819 code for a protein of 207 amino acids. The record is from RefSeq and is a predicted model, not a curated record. Gene Ontology annotation, cellular component: endomembrane system; membrane. Lineage: Eukaryota; Viridiplantae; Streptophyta; Magnoliopsida; Poales; Poaceae. The transcript is spliced from 2 exons.
GCUCGGCUUUUGCGCUGCCACUCGCCGUCGCUCUGGUUGCCGUCCCGGACCAACGCAACCAAACCUUCCCUUCCAUCCCCCGCGAGCGAAGUCGCCGAGUCAACAACAUCCGGCACCGGCGGCGCCUAACCCUCCCUCCUCCUCAUCCUCCAAAUUCCAAAAACCCAGCUAGGCUCGCGCUCGCGGCGAACCCUAAUGGUGGCGCAGGGGAUAGCGGAGGCCCUGCAGGCCUACACGGGCCUCACGCCGGGGGCCGCCGCCACCAUCCUCGCCCUCAUGCUCGCGACCUACCUCCUCGUCUCCUCCCUCUUCGUCGCCCCCGCCGCCCCCUCCCCCGCGGCGCCUCCCAAGCAGCCCGAGCAGCAGCGGGAGGAGGAGAGGAAGGGGAAGGAGCAGGAAGAGGAGGAGGAGGCACCGAUGCCCUUCGUGUUUCCGGACCCCGUCGAGGUCGGCGAGGUCACCCUCGAGCAGCUCAGGGCGUACGACGGCAAGGACCCCGCCAAGCAGAUCCUCAUCGCCAUCUGCGGCCAGGUCUACGACGUCUCGCGCGGGAGGCUCUUUUAUGGCCCUCAGGGACCAUACUCCUUGUUUGCCGGGAGGGAUGCAACCCGGGCCCUGGCAUUGAUGUCAUUUGACCCUAAUGACCUCACCGGGGAUUUGGACGGCCUAAGCCCCGAUGAGCUGGAGGUGUUGCAGGACUGGGAGGAAAAAUUCAAGGAGAGGUACCCGAGGGUGGGUCACCUUGCCUGUCAAGACGCAGCAGGCAGUGGCCGCCGCAACGCCGCUCAGCCUGACCACGAGGACGGAGGGGACGCCUAAGGCCUAACUCCAUCGUCGGUUUGCAGUUUGCUUCGUCCCCAGUUUUCUUCUCACUGGAUCCCAGGCGGUAGAUCUGAUGCGCUCACUAUAGUAGGUGGCGCUGCCCGCGUCACCGCGUGUUGUAUGUACGUGUGACUAAUGUACCUUACCUGCCCGCUUUUGUUUUGGUGGCUAGUGGAUUAGGGGGGAGGUUUUGAGUGGCAGAAUAACUCUCGAGGCUCUGAGGGAACAGCCCAUGUGUAUACUGGUGCGUGAUUUGUGUCAUGAUUCCUGGCUUUGUUGCUCGUGUAACAACGAUCCUGCUGUCAGCCAAAGCGCCAUAAUUCGCCAACGCACAGCAUAGCCCGAUUACUUUU